Messenger RNA from Metarhizium acridum CQMa 102, 1209 nucleotides. Lineage: Eukaryota; Fungi; Ascomycota; Sordariomycetes; Hypocreales; Clavicipitaceae. The record is from RefSeq and is a predicted model, not a curated record.
AUGGUUCAUCAGCACGGCGACCACCAUGAUAUUCCGUCCGAAUACCGCAUCCACAAGCCGGGGGCAUGGCUCCCCGCCGACCACCGCGUCCAUCGCCAAUACCUCUCCAACGUCACCCGCCACGUUGACUCGCACCCCAAGCAGCCGCUCACGCCCGCCCUCGAGGAGUUCAGGCAGCUCAUCGAAGGCAACUCGCGCAUAUACAUGUACUUUGUGCAAAUGUUUGACGAGAUCCCCCGCAAGCACCCCUACUUGCGGGACCCCACAGGCGGCAAGCAGAUCCGCGACUACGAGCAUAUGCUGCAGGUGCUGAACCAUGUCGUGACGCGAGCGCCGGAGUGGACAGAGGCCGCGGAGAGCGUGGGCGUGACGCCCGAGUCGGCAGAGGUCUUGGGGGACCAUGACCUGGGCUGGUUCGGACAGACUGGCAUAAGCGACCUUGUCCAGGUCGCCAACAUGCCGUACCAGUCGAGCAUGAAGUUUGAGGACAUGUUUGUCUGCGAUCCCACGGCAAAACACAUGGGUUUCAAGUCCUGGGACGACUUCUUCACGCGGCGAGUCCACGACGCGGCACGCCCCGUCGCCGAUGCCGACGACGACUCCGUCGUUGCCAACGCCUGCGAGUCCAAGGUGUUCAACGUGGCGCACAACGUCAGGCUCCGCGACAAGUUCUUCGCCAAGGGCCAGCCGUACUCGCUCGUCGACAUGUUUGCCCACGACGCGCUCGCUCACGAGUUUGUCGGCGGCACCGUCUACCAGGCGUUCCUGUCGGCGCUCUCGUACCACCGCUGGCACUCGCCCGUCUCGGGCACGGUGCGGCGCGCCUUUGUCCAGGACGGCACGUACUUUAGCGAGCCGCUCUCGGAGGACGACGGCGACCCGGCUAUCAAGAUUGACACGCGCGGCAUCUCCGUGGCGCAGGGCUACCUGUCCGCGCUGGCGGCGCGGGCCAUUAUCGUGCUGGAGGCGGACAAUCCCAAGAUUGGCCUGCUGGGCUUCAUCGGCAUCGGCAUGGACGAGGUGAGCACGUGCGACAUCACGGUCAAGGAGGGCCAGCGCUUGAAAAAGGGCGACCAGCUGGGCAUGUUUCACUUUGGGGGGUCGAGCCACUGUUUGGUAUUUCAAAAGGGCGUCAGGGUCGACGGGUUCCCGCCCGUGGGGAGGCAGGAGAAUGUCCCCGUGAGGGGGAAGCUAGCUGUCGUUCAUUAG